CACCCUACACACCCACUGCCAACCUACCACACACUCACCACCGCUGCCUCUGCCCUCCGCCAUGGCCAGCACUGCCCAUCACGACACCUCCCUCCCCGUGCGGAGCAGCACCAACACGACCGACGACGCCAUCCCAGACGAAGAUGCCGGCGAGUCCACCAAGCUGUUCCACGAGCGACUGCAGGCAUGGAAGCACGCUUGUGGCUAUCUCGAGGACUACGUCAAGGCCACGGAGAAGCUGGAGGCAGACAUUAGCAAGGACUACGAAAAGUCAGUCCUCAAAUCGGUCAGCAGCCCGCUCAAGGAGGGCCAUCACUUUCAACAGCAACCCGGCGGCGUUGCGGGCUUGUUCGAGAACCUCCGAACCACCUCGCAGGCCCUUUCCACCAGCCAUGGCGAGACGGCAAAGGCCCUGAAGGGCUCGGUGCUGCCCAUUUUCGAGCAACUGCACGCCGAAAUCAAGAACAAGACGAAGGACCUCAACAAGGGCGCGGGCAAGGCGUCGAAGGCGGUCGACAAGGCGCGUAGCGACACGCAGAAGCACAUCGACCGACUGGGGCAGCAAACAAGCAGCGCUGGUGAGGUCAAGGCUGCCGAUGAUCCAUAUGUCCUCCAGCGCCAAGUCUACCACCGCCUCCACAAACAGAUCAUCGAGGAGAAUGGCAACCGAGACGACGUUAUUGCCUGGCAAAACGAGUUUGGACGGUUUGAGGCCCACGUUAUUCAGACUAUGCAACAGGGGCUGCGCCAACUUCACCAAGUCAUGGGAAAUCAAGCCGAUAACACUCGCACCACCUACGGGAAUAUCAUCGCAACCUCCGAUCAAAUACCACCAUCGGCUGAGUGGGAUAGCUUCGUUCAAAGAAACAACAACAUUCUCAUCGAUCCAAACGGUCAGAAGCGAAGCAUCCAGCAUGUUCAUUUCCCUCACCAAGAUCACCCGUCCACUCGCCCGCUCAUCGCUGGAUCUCUUGAUCGCAAGACUAAAUUGCUUAAGAAGUACGACACUGGCUACUAUGUCAUCACCCCGAGCAAGUAUCUGCACGAGUACAAGUCUGAAGAUGACUUCUCCGCGGACCCCAGCCCCGAAAAUAGCCUGUAUCUCCCGGAUUGCCUCAUCGGGGCUGUGGACGGGACCAAAUUCAACAUCAAGGGCAAGGACCAGAGCAAGGGCGUGUUGUCCAAGGUUUCGAUGAGCCACGAAUUCGCUUACCAGGCACGCACGCCCGAGGAUGCGCGUAAGUGGCACCAGGUCGCUCUCAGUGUGUCAGGAGGCGCUUCGACUUCGGCACCCAGUAGUCCUACAGUUGCUGGCGGUGCGGCUUCCCCGACUUCUCCAACGGACGCGCAGACCACUGGCACGAUCGGGCCGGCGGCUGGCUCGGCGGGGCAUCCCACAGAGACUGGCCUUGGUGGUCACCCUGCGGGCACCGGCGUUGCUCAUCCUGCAGACAGCGGGCUUGCCCCCUCCGGCAACACCGGCGCUGUCCAUCCGGCAGAUGGCGGUCUGGCUCACCCUGGGUCAAGCGGCACGGCCCACCCCGUCGACGGUGGUCCUGCUUCCUCGACGGGUCAUACUACGAAUCCAAUUACCCAAACUUCACAGGCGGAGAAGAACGACUAUGCACCGCUUUGAUCGGUGAAGUUCAGAUGAAGGGGCCCAUGGACUCCGCGGUAGUUGGCAUGGAUUUGCGCGCUGUUCGUUCCGUACUGUAUGUGGUGUUUAGUUUAAUGCUAGGUAGUUUUUCAAGCGAAGCGUGUUUGUUUGCAACCGAGAGAAAAUGUCCAUUCGGUGAGGUGCCUGACAGCGCGCGCA
This is a messenger RNA of Neohortaea acidophila, 1816 nucleotides long. RefSeq lists its product as uncharacterized. The record is from RefSeq and is a predicted model, not a curated record. NCBI's taxonomy places the organism in Eukaryota, Fungi, Ascomycota, Dothideomycetes, Mycosphaerellales, Teratosphaeriaceae. The transcript has 2 exons. Bases 62 to 1636 code for a protein of 524 amino acids.